CUGCAGAUUCGAUGUUGCGAGUGUCCUGCAGCCCAGAAGCCUGACAUACAGCUCUUUCGGGCAGGACUCUUUCCAGCAUCCUUCAUCAACCCAAAGACUGUGUUCACCUUUGCUGUGCUAGAUGACUUUCUGUUGGACAAUUUGGAAUGUGGCACAUCAGCAAUGAACUACUACAGCAAGCUUCAACGCAGCACUUCGAGCGCAUUUCCGCACCUUGUGCUGGUAACUCGCCAUGAUCCCUUUCCUGUGUGA
Suillus paluster is the source of this 252-nucleotide messenger RNA. RefSeq lists its product as uncharacterized. Lineage: Eukaryota; Fungi; Basidiomycota; Agaricomycetes; Boletales; Suillaceae. The record is from RefSeq and is a predicted model, not a curated record. The annotation marks the transcript as partial. The transcript has a single exon.